This is a messenger RNA of Hydractinia symbiolongicarpus, 2853 nucleotides long. RefSeq lists its product as uncharacterized. Bases 899 to 1972 code for a protein of 357 amino acids. The transcript is spliced from 2 exons. Lineage: Eukaryota; Metazoa; Cnidaria; Hydrozoa; Anthoathecata; Hydractiniidae. The record is from RefSeq and is a predicted model, not a curated record.
CAACGAGCAUUCAAUUAACACACGGAAUUAAAAUAUGUUGGUGAAAUUACCACGUAUAAAAUUGAAAUUCGGAAAAAGAUCCUUCAAAUAUCUUGGUGCAGCAUUAUACAAUGACUUACCAUUAAAUAUACGUUGUUGCGAUGAUUUGCUUCAGUUCAAAAAAUUAGUUUAUCAACAUUUUAUGUAAAUAUUCGCUUUUAAAAUAGGUUUAAAUGUUUUAAGUAAUUAUUUAAGUAGCUUCUGUUUCUAAAUUUUGUGCAUUCUAGUUUCACAUUUUUCUUUUUUUCUUUUUUUUGGGGGGUAUGUAUGCGUUUUAUAUUCAUUGCUUUUGUUGUUAAUCUAAGUUGCACUCGGCAAUACAAGCUAUAUCUGACUUUGCAAUGGUAUUAUUUAAAGUAAAAAAAGUUAGUUUUUAGAUUCGAUUCAUUAGAUUCGCCUUCUUUUACGUUACCUUAUUAAGGGAACAUGCUGCACAAAUCUGUAGAUUUUGUUAGAAGAUGAGUUCAAUGAGAUCAAUUUGUUUGCGUUGCUCAUAAACAUAGAAGUAAAUAUUCUUCUGUAUGAAAUUGCAAAAUAAGAAUAAAAUUGAAAUAUUUAGGUAUGAUUUACUCAUCAUAUAUCGUCGUGAACGCAAAAGGUAAAUAUUUGUGUGUAAAUUAAUUCUUUUUAAAAUUCGAUUUGUUUUUCAAUUUUUCUGUAGUUUUUCUCCUUCUCUCUGUAUGUAUACAUGGUUUGACAUGAUCCAGACUGCCAUUGUAUCUGUUUCGUCUUCAUUUUGGGUAGCUGAUCAACCUUUAAUCAAACUUUGGAGUUGUAAUUCACAUUUGACUAUUGUCCCAGGUUGGAAUGUAGCUGCUUAUCACGCUGCUCAGAAUAAGAACAAAUACGAGAUUUUAAAAUGAAGAACGUCAUCUUAAUUGUGUUUGCAAUCACGUGUGUGCAUCUAAAUAACAACCUCGUAACAUGUGAUGCUAUUGAGAACUUAUUUGAACAGAUAAGCAAAACGUUCUCACCUCUUGCUACUCAACUUACAGCUGCAUCAGGUACUGAUGGUGGGGACAACGACGGGGAGCCACCGGCUAAAAGUUCUAAACGCAUACGCCAAUAUGCUGUUUUUUAUUUGUCUGAUGCGCCUACCCUUACGCUAGAUCCACCUCCCACAGCAUUUCCAGCAGAUAAGAUAAUUGAUGGCAAUAAUUAUUUAGCAGCUAUUAUCGGUGGACCCACAGGUGUUCACACAGAAGCAAUGUUACUGCCGAAAUUAGAGAGCAAGAUAGACAACUUUAAAAAAGAAAAAAGCAAGAAUCCAAAUUGGUACCUGUUUUCUUACAAUACUCCAUGUUGUAAAGCGAAUCAUUCUGUAAAAAAUCAAUGUGGUGGGGGGUCUUGUUCAGAACUGAUUAACAACUACAUCAACACACAUCGAGCAAAGUUAGACAAGAUUUAUAUUGCAUGGGACAAGUUUCUUGGGAUAGGUAUGCAACCACUUUCGAGACAGUAUCUAUAUAUUUUAAAUACUUUGUUGCAGCAGAAUACCGCUACAGAGGAGAAAGUUAAACUUGUCGUUCGUCCAGAAGGAUUUGCAGACAAACAGGCGCCAAGAUCAUCUUUUUUACAGAAUGAAGUUAUCAAUUGUUUGAAAAAGGAAGCAAAAGAAGAAUACUUUACAGAUAAAUCAAAGUUUGACGAGAACAUCAUAAAAAUUGUUAAUACGCUGACUUGGCACUGUGGAACAACGGAAUUAAAAAAAGGUUCAUCCAAACUGUACGAGGCCAAUUGUUGGACUUGUAAAGUUACAGAAUGUCCCAAAAUGGCUGACGCUGUUGCAAAAUGCGCACCGAAAAAAUCCAAAAAAAUAGGUUUAGGUCCCGCCAUCGAUCCUAUUACCGGUAAAAGAAGCAACAGCGCGUAUGAUGUUAGAGGAACUUCGGAUGUGUCCCCUUAUGAAAAAGAAAAAUGUAAAAGGGACUGACAGAAUAAGAGAGUUAAAGGGAGUGCGACAAGGGUAAAUACAAGUAUCCUGCGUUUUGCCGAUGUAGAAAUAAAAAGGACAGUAACGUAAAUAUCAUUUAAUAAAACGAAUAAUAGCAGAAAAGAAUUAUUAAAUUUAUUUGAUACAAAAACUUUGGAAGUAUGAGAGAUGUAAGAAAAAUAUGUUCGAACUAUCUAUAUUUUAUUAAAGUUCAAUAAUCUUUUCCAUUUAUUUGUCUUUACCCUGUUCAGGUUUGGCGAAUAAUGACCCGGAUAAAUAUUUUGUAUUAGUUGGAGAGCAAAAGAAUGAGCAAAAAUCUCCAGCCCCUGCUUUUGCUUUCUGUAGCCGUGAUACACGUAUAUUUUUAAAAAAAGCAAUCAGCUUAUAAGUAACUGUAAUAAAAUCUACAGGUUUACUAAGCAACUUUAAUACAUGUAAUAUUGGAUAUAACCAACACAUUAUUUCUUGGAGUAGCAAGCGUUGGUUUUGACUGCUUUUUGUGUCUUUGGGGUAAUGCUUUGUACCAAUUUAAUUAAUCUAAACAGAAAUUACCUUGAGUUUUAAAUAAUAACACCAAGGUUUUUUGGUAAUUUUCAAAAUUGUACGACUUUCUGCUAAGCAAAUGUUAAGCAACUUUUCUGUCGAUCUGGAGACAGUAUUUUUGCAACUCCUCACGUACUAGAGCAAAAAGUAGACUUGCUUUUAAGAAAAUACAUGUAAGGUCCAAAAUUAAACAUAUUUGAUUUUAAAUCUAGUAUCAGUUGCUUUAGAUGGGAGAAAACGCUUCUCCCCUACCUACGUUCAAACAUGAAGAUAUACACCUAUAAAGACCUAAGAUAAUAAAAAAACUGGAACAGAAAUCUGUAUGUCCGUAGUUUACA